GAGAGAGAGAGAGAGAGAGAGAGAGAGAGAAGGAUGCAAGCAACAAAGGGGGCGAGUGCAUGUGAAAUAUGGGAGGAAAGAGAGCAGAUGAGGACGCAGGCUGGAAAGACCGACUCAGCUCAGCUCAGGUCAGGAGGAAGUUUGGCGAGGUGGAGGAAGAGAAAAGGAACUGAAGGAGGGCUGGAAGCAGGCAGGAACAAGUGAGAAGAAGAAAGAAAAGAAGGAAAGGACGUUGGAGAGCUGAAAGAAGGACAAGUGCAUGCCACAGUGACUGCAGGAUUCCAUCACUCUUAGCAAACGGCCGCUUUGGCGUUGCCAUAGUAACGCCGUCCACCGUGCUCCGCUGCCGCCCACCCCCUCACUCUCUCUCUCUCUCUCUCUCUCUCUCUCUCUCUCUCUCUCUCUCUCUCUCUCCUCCCUCUCCUCUCUCUUCUCUCCUCUCUCUCUCUUGCUGUCCGUCCUCACCGCCGUGCGCUUCCUGCCCGCGUUGCCACGGCGACACGUUCCUGGACGAGGAGUCCGACACUCGGGUGCGUCCAGACCUGUGCGAAGUCCGCAGCUCCUGGUUCUUCUCACCGAUCCCUCCUCCUUUCUUUCCGCCCGUCAACUUUAACGCCUGCUCUCCGCCUCCUUGUUGUCGUGGCGAUCCGUCCAUCCAUCCGUCCGUCCAUCCGUCCCCUGACAGGAAGUUGAUGAACUUCCGACGUUCCUUCCUGGACUCCCCUUCCUCCUCCUUCUACGCCUCCUCCCGCACACCCGCAUGAACGCCCACGGCCAAGAGGAGGCCCUGCCGCCACCGCCGAAGGAGGAGGAGAUGAAAGCCGAGGAGGACUGGCAGGAGCGCUCGCAACCCACCGAGGAGGAAGGCGUCCGAGAGGAGCACCGGCGAGUCGGAGAGGAGGGCCGACGGGCUCUGGGCGCGGAAGAUGUGCAGCCAGAGGAGCAGCUGGAGCAAAAUGAGGAGGCGCAGGUGGAGGAUGAAGGAGAAGAGGCGCAAGAAAUAAAGGCGCUGGCGCAGGAGGAGGUGCAACAGGAGGAGGCUCACAGCAUGGAGCCAGAGGGGCAAGAGCAUGAGGAGAGGCGGGGGCUCAAGGAGAUGCCGCAGGAGGGAGAGCUGGAAGGAGAGCAGCACACGGAGGAGAUGCAGGAGAAUGAGGAGGAAGAGGAGCAGCAGCAACAAAUAGGGGACUUGCCGCAGGAGGAAGAGCAAAGGAACGCGACGGCGCAGGAAGAGGAGCAACCGAUGGACGAGGAGCGGGGCUUUGUGGACCCUCUGGAGCAAAACCACAACAGUCAGGUUCUCGCUCGCCUCAGAGGAAUGCAGAAAUACAAAAGCACAUCACAGAGGCUGAAAGCGGCCAUGGUGGUGUUGGACGGCGGCGGUGCGCUGGACCUCGCCGAGCUGCGCCGGAACCUGCAGCUGGCCGCCGCCAUGCUGGAUGCCGUCUACGCCGACGAGACCAAACGUCUGCUGGACCCCGAGGACGAUCUGAGCGAGCUGCCGGCCGAGUCGGUGCCCAGGGAGGUCCGCGAUUGGCUGGCGUGCACCUUCAGCCGCAAGAUGGGCGUAGCCAAGCGCCGCCCCGAGGAGAAGCCGCGCUUCAGGAGCAUCGUGCACGCCGUGCAGGCCGGGAUCUUCGUCGAGAGGAUGUAUCGACGGACGUCCAAUAUGGCCGGCCUGACGUACCCGCCCACGGCCAUCGCCGCUCUCAAAAAGGUGGACCAGUGGUCCUUUGACGUCUUUUUGCUUCACGAGGGCACGGGCGAGCACGCCCUCAAGUUUCUGGUCUACGAGCUCCUGACGCGCUAUGACCUCAUCAACAGGUUCAGGAUUCCGGUGCCGGCGCUGGUUCAGUUUGUGGAGGCUCUAGAGAACGGCUACAGCAAACACAAGAACCCCUACCACAACCUGGUCCACGCCGCCGAUGUCACGCAGACGGCGCACUUCCUCAUGCUGCACACUGGAACCAUGCACUGGCUGAGCGAGCUGGAAAUCCUGGCCAUGGUUUUUGCAGCGGCCAUUCACGACUUUGAGCACACGGGAACCACAAACAACUUCCACAUACACACGAGGUCGGAGGUGGCCAUCUUGUACAACGACCGUUCGGUUCUGGAGAACCAUCACGUGAGCGCCGCCUACAGGCUGAUGGCGGAGGAGGACACCAACAUCCUGGUCAACCUCAACAAGGACGACUGGAGGGAGCUUCGCGCGCUGGUCAUCGAGAUGGUGAUGUCGACGGACAUGUCGUGUCACUUCCAGCAGAUCAAGACCAUGCGGAACACCCUUGCGCAGUCGCACAGCGUGGACAAGGUGAAGGUCUUGUCGCUGAUGCUGCACGCCGCCGACAUCAGCCACCCCGCCAAAGGCUGGCCGCUGCACUACCGCUGGACGCACAGCCUCAUGGAGGAAUUCUUCAGACAGGGCGACAAAGAAGUGGAACUGGGACUUCCCUUUUCUCCUCUUUGUGACCGCAAAGCCACCAUGAUUGCUCAGUCGCAGAUCGGUUUUAUCGACUUCAUCGUGGAGCCGACGUUCGGCGUCCUGGUGGACGUGACGGAGAAGGUGAUGGGCCCCCUGAUGGACGAGGAGAGGAAGGCCCGCGAGACGGGAAACCGACGGCCCAGCCUGACAGGCAGCGGCUCGGGCACCGUGGAGUCCGUCCAGAGACGCGGCGGCGGCAGCGGUCGCCACGGCAGCCGCGAUGACCGCCAGACGGACUUUUCCCUGAGCGCCAUUGACCUGCCUGCGCUCAGGAAGCACCUGAGCGAUGUCAUCGGCAGGAACAAGGACAGGUGGAAGGAGCUCUCCGUGGACGAAUUGGCCGAUAAGAAGCAAGAAGGUCAAGAGGAGGCGGAGUCCAAGAACAAAAGCUGCUCAAACGACCAAUCGCAGGGCUCGGCCCGCCGCCCACCGGAUGAAACGCGUAACCACGACGACCAUGAGCAAAAGUCAUCCGACAUCCAAUCUGAAGACCACUCCAGACGCAACGGGGCGGGGCCAGGAGAGGAGGACCAGGAAAGUGCCUGAAAGCCGGACGUCUGGCCACGGCGACACAUUGUAAGGCGUCAAGGACCUUUGGAACUUUUAUUUUCCGACUGACCUUGAAGGCCUCGCACCGCCCGGCUCCUUGCGCAAACGAUGCGUUUGACACCACGUCGGAUGCUCGGCAGGCAUUUAGCCCAUCGAGCUAGCUAUCUAGCUAGCUUAGCAUGAGUGAGCCGUGACGGUGUUGUUUGGAUCUUUGUCAAUCAUUGCAUCGCCAUGGCAACCCUCUCAAAAACACUUUGAAGCCAAUGAAGUGAGCAUUGUGUGUGUGUGUGUGUGUGCGGUACAGAUGUUUUGAGGUUCAAACAAAAUAAACAUUCUCAACGGAU
Molecule: messenger RNA, 3375 nt
Organism: Syngnathus acus (greater pipefish)
Lineage: Eukaryota; Metazoa; Chordata; Actinopteri; Syngnathiformes; Syngnathidae
Gene: pde1a
Product: phosphodiesterase 1A, calmodulin-dependent
Exons: 17
Coding region: 761-3028 (755 amino acids)
Biological process (GO): signal transduction
Molecular function (GO): 3',5'-cyclic-nucleotide phosphodiesterase activity
Source: RefSeq, a predicted model, not a curated record